Messenger RNA from Manihot esculenta (cassava), 2243 nucleotides. RefSeq names its product very-long-chain aldehyde decarbonylase CER3. Gene Ontology annotation, biological process: lipid biosynthetic process. The transcript has 11 exons. Bases 238 to 2136 code for a protein of 632 amino acids. Lineage: Eukaryota; Viridiplantae; Streptophyta; Magnoliopsida; Malpighiales; Euphorbiaceae. Gene Ontology annotation, molecular function: oxidoreductase activity; iron ion binding. The record is from RefSeq and is a predicted model, not a curated record.
GAAGAGAAGAAAAGGAAAGGAAAGAAAAAACUUGCAGACUCAAGUUCAAAACUUUCCUCUUUCUCUUUCUUCGUAAGGUGGUACUUGCGUUUCCCCUUGAGCUUCUCCAAAUCUAGUUUGCUACUUAACUUCUACUCUUUAGAUUCUAGAAUUACUGCAUUUCCCCGCUUUAUUUUGACAAGAGAAAAAUCACAGAAGCUUAAAACCCCAACAAGAAAGAACAAAUCCUAGGAGAAGAUGGCUGCUCCAUUGUCAGUUUGGCCUUGGGAGAAGCUGGGAAUUUUCAAGUAUCUGUUUUAUGGACCACUGGUUGCAAAAGCCAUAUAUUCACAGAUUCAUCAGGAGGGUAACUUCAUGAUUGAUUGGUGUCUCCAUAUUCUCAUUAUCUGUGCUCUUCGAGGAUUAGUUCAUAUUUUCUGGAGCUCUUUCGUUAACAUGCUUUUCCUCACAAGUAAUCGCCGGAUAAACCAGCAAGGCUAUGAUUUCAAGCAGAUAGACAAUGAAUGGAACUGGGACAAUUUCAUACUUCUUCAAGCGAUAAUUGCAUCCAUUGCAUGCUAUAUCUUCCCAACGUUCAUUGAAAAUGUUCCUGUGUGGAACACAAAAGGAUUCAUUACCAUUUUGAUACUCCAUGUCGGAAUGUCAGAGCCUCUAUACUACUGGGUACACAGAUGCUUCCAUGAAAGUUAUCCUUUUACCCAUUACCAUUCACUUCAUCAUUCGUCGCAUGUGCUCCAUCCCUUUACAGGUGCAACUGCAACAUUUUUAGAGCAUCUUGUACUAACCAUGAUCAUUGGAAUUCCAAUAACUGGGUCUUAUAUGAUGGGAUAUGGAUCAAGAGCUGUGGUUUAUGGUUAUAUUUUGGCAUUUGAUUUCCUUAGAUGCUUGGGACACUCCAAUGUCGAAAUUGUUUCUCAUCGAUUGUUUGAGAUUUUCCCUUUCUUUAGAUAUCUCCUCUAUACACCAUCAUACCAUAGCCUGCACCACUCGGAGAUGGGCACCAAUUUCUGCCUUUUUAUGCCUGUAUUUGAUGCGAUAUGGAACACCCUAAACGCCAAUUCUUGGGAACUCCACAACCAAAUAAGUUCACAUGCAGGGAAAAAAGAGAGAGUGCCUGAUUUUGUGUUCUUAGCUCAUGCGGUGGAUGUUUCAUCUUCAAUGCAUGCACCGUUUGUUAACAGGGCGAUUGCCUCAUUCCCCUACACGGCCGUGUCUGUAAUGCUCCCAUUCUGGCCGGUUUCAUUUAUGGUGCUGCUAGCCAUGUGGGCUAAGGCUAAGACCUUCAUGCUAUCCUUCUACAAUCUAAAAGGCAGAUUGCACGCAACAUGGGUCGUGCCUAGGACUGGCUUUCAGUAUUUCCUGCCGUUUGCUCAAGAGGGCAUUAACAAGCACAUAGAAGAAGCAAUUCUAAGAGCUGAUAGAGAUGGGGUCAAGGUCAUUAGUCUUGCUGCAUUAAACAAGAAUGAAGCACUGAAUGGUGGUGGAACGCUAUUUGUGAACAAGCACCCAAAGCUUAGAGUUCGAGUGGUGCAUGGAAACACCUUAACAGCUGCUGUUAUUCUCAAUGAAAUCCACAAGGAUGUUAAAGAAGUGUUUCUAACUGGAGCUACUUCUAAACUUGGAAGAGCCAUUGCCCUCUAUCUUUGCCAAAGGAGAGUAAGGGUGCUUAUGUUGACUCUUUCAACCGAAAGAUUCCAAAAUGUUCAAAAGGAAGCUCCCUUGGAUUGCCAAAGCUACCUAGUACAAGUCACCAAGUAUCAGGCAGCCAGAAAUUGCAAGAAUUGGAUCGUUGGCAAAUGGAUCACACCUAGAGAGCAAAGCUGGGCUCCAAAAGGAACACAUUUCCAUCAAUUUGUAGUCCCACCAAUACUGUCGUUUAGAAGAGACUGCACUUACGGGGAUCUUGCAGCCAUGAGACUGCCGGAGGACGUUCAGGGGCUCGGAUGCUGUGAGUAUACAAUGGAGAGAGGAGUGGUUCAUGCAUGCCAUGCAGGUGGUGUGGUUCAUCUGCUAGAAGGUUGGACUCACCAUGAAGUCGGUGCCAUAGAUGUGGACAGGAUUGAUCUGGUUUGGAAUGCUGCUUUGAAGCAUGGAUUAAAGCCUGUAUCAAGUGUCAACAAACAAAAAUCAAUGUGAAAUGAAGUUUGUUGUAACCAAAAAGGCUCUUUAUUUUGUUGCUAAUUUAUAUAAGAUGGAACAAGAAUGAAAUGUUUAAUUAAGUUGCAUAUUAAUAUAGUUUAUCA